AUGGAUGAUCAAAAAUCCACCAGAAACACUCCAAAGCCUCCUCAAAUGGGGUACGAACUUGAUCAGGCACAAAAAUUUCUCGCUCGCGUGGGUAAGAACUUCCUCGAUGCCAAAAUACCUCAGAAAGAGUGCUUUGACAUCGCUGAUUGUGAUUUCGAAUUUGACGAUGAGAAAGUAAUAGAGUAUGGGCAAAGAUAUAAUGAUGAUAAAUUGGACCAAAUUCUCGAAAUCAUGCCUGGCGCUGUCCAACUUCCAGUUAAUCAGAAAUGUAUACCAC
Molecule: messenger RNA, 277 nt
Organism: Scutellospora calospora
Lineage: Eukaryota; Fungi; Glomeromycota; Glomeromycetes; Diversisporales; Gigasporaceae
Source: the annotation of a GenBank genome assembly